UUGGCCAAUGUUGUGAAAGUGAUGGCAGAAGACAGGAAAGAGUGGGAGGGCAAAGUCUUCAUCUCAGAGCUUUUUUCCCACCUUCCACCACUGGCAACUACUUCCUGUGUCAUAGAGGACUCAGGUAAUGCAACCCCACGUGUCAUCCGCUCCACCACGUACCGUGUUCCCUGUGAAGCUCAGAAUGCCACGCUCAGCCAUCUGCCACUUGGAGUCCUGGUCACCCCUUUUGCCAAACAAUCUCGUCAAGAGAAGCCGAUGCCACUUUGCAAAGAUGCAGAGUGUUUGAAGGGCUGUGGUUGGUGUGGAGCCUUCAUGAGUCCCGCCAUGUCCUGGCAGGACUGUGGUCAGAGGUUUUACUGUCCCUUCUGUGGUCAACUCAGCGAAGUGUCGUGGCAACACUACCAACCCAAUAAAGGUGUGGAGGAGGUUCAGCUUGAUAAAGAUAAGAAGCCUGAGCUUAAUAUGGGAUCAUAUGAAAUCCUCAACCCACAGAAAGAUGAACCUGCAGCCUUAAUUCUAGCCAUAGACGUGUCUCCCUCAGCGCUGAGAGCAGGACAUCUGGCAUUUGUGACGCAACAACUACGCUCUUUACUUACCUCUCUGAUCGGGACAGAUGAUGCUGCCUGGUCAAACGUCCGUGUUGGUUUGAUAACCUACGACAGCAGGAUCCACCUGUAUGACCUCAGUCCCACCCUGUUCUGUCCUCACAUGCUGGUCAUCACAGACACGAAGGACCUGCAGCUUCCUGUGACGGAGGGGCUUCUUGUAUCACUCAGACACUGCAUAGACAGUGUUGGCAGUCUGUUGCAGCUUAUUCCUAAGUUCAGUCCAGAGUUCGAUGACGUCCGUGCAGUUCCUCUGGAGCUCACCGUUAAAGCGGCGUUAGAUCUACUGCAGCCUCUGAGUUGUCCUGGAAAGUUGUUGAUUUUCCAUGCAGCUCCUUUGAUAGAGGGGACACACAGACAGUCCUCUUCAGGACUGUUUGGCUCCAACACCCCAAAGUCUAUCUUUCAGCCUUCAGACGCUGCUGUCUCAUUGGCCAAAGAGUGCAUCAGUCAAGGAUGUAGUGUGAAUCUGUUUGUCCUGUGUCAGCAAGAUGUGGGCGGAGCUUGGCCUGGGGACAUUCCAUAUCUGACAGGUGGCGCUCUUUACACCUACAGCCACCUCCAGGGAGAAUUAGACAAGGAAGGCUUCAGCAGUGAUCUGAAGAGGACAUUGGAGAUGGACACAGCUUACAAGGUUGAGCUCAGGAUUUUUGUCAGCAAAGGUUUGCAUGUGUCCGGCUGUUAUGGGAUGUUCGUCCCUGGGCUGAGUCCUGCUCUGGUCACCAUGGCAACACUUGAUCGGCAGACCACAAUGGCUUUGGAGUUCUCACACACCAGAGCUCUGGAUGAAACAAGCGGUGCAGUCAUCCAGGCUGUUUUAAUUUAUAGUACCCAGGCAGGGGAAAGGAGGACACGGGUUCACACUCUGAGCUUGCGAUGCUCACGCCAGCUACAGGACACUUUCAGACACUGCCAGGCCCAAACACUACUUGCCUUUUACUGCAAAAAGAUGUACUGUGCAGUGUUGGAGCGCCCUCUACAGGAGCUGAGAGAAGAACUUCAGAUGGAAAUAACGGAACUGUUAGCGUCAUACCGCAAACACUGCUGCUGUGCUUCUGUGUCUGCUGGACAGCUGGUCCUCCCUCAGUUCCUGCGAGCUCUUCCGGUCUACAUCAACAGCCUGAGGAAGAGUGAGGUGCUGUUGCCAGGUCUGAGGAGCUCCAUCCACCAGCGGCUACAGCAGCGCUGUCAGGCGCUCAGCAUGAACCCCAGCAACACCGCCACACUCUUCUACCCUCUGCUGCUGCCUCUGCCAUUGGACGGAUCCAGUCCUCCAAAUCCAGAGGAAGUGCAGCGCUGCACAGCCGUCAGCCUGGACUCCAGAGGUCUUUAUCUGGUGCACACACCCCUCACCCUGCUGCUGUGGGUCGGUGCUAAUGUCCCAGCAUGCACUCUGAUGGAGCUCUUCAACACCAGCUGCUUCUCCUCCCUGCUGUCUGGAGAGUUCAAGCUGCCUGAGCUGGAAAACACUCUGUCCAUAAAUGUCAGGUCUCUCAUCAACACACUGAACUCAGAAGCAAAAUGUGCCCGCAAGCUGUGGGUGGUAAAGCAGGGAGACACUUGUAAGGACAUCCUACAGUGCCAUCUGGUGGAGGACAAGAGCCCGAAUGGAGGUGCGUCCUACGCGGACUUCCUGUACCACGUCCAUGUCACCUCUGUCAGGCUGCUGCAGUGAUCGGAGCGAUGUUCUGACUGCUGACAUUUGAGUUGACGACACUGCAGCCCAUUUGGCUUAAAAAACAGAAAAA
Messenger RNA from Thalassophryne amazonica, 2356 nucleotides. Its product is annotated as protein transport protein Sec24C. The transcript has 19 exons. Gene Ontology annotation, molecular function: zinc ion binding; SNARE binding. The coding region runs from base 22 to 2283 and encodes 753 amino acids. Gene Ontology annotation, cellular component: COPII vesicle coat; endoplasmic reticulum exit site. NCBI's taxonomy places the organism in Eukaryota, Metazoa, Chordata, Actinopteri, Batrachoidiformes, Batrachoididae. The record is from RefSeq and is a predicted model, not a curated record. Gene Ontology annotation, biological process: intracellular protein transport; endoplasmic reticulum to Golgi vesicle-mediated transport; COPII-coated vesicle cargo loading.